Molecule: messenger RNA, 5605 nt
Organism: Scophthalmus maximus (turbot)
Lineage: Eukaryota; Metazoa; Chordata; Actinopteri; Pleuronectiformes; Scophthalmidae
Product: interleukin-1 receptor accessory protein-like 1
Exons: 12
Coding region: 486-2633 (715 amino acids)
Biological process (GO): negative regulation of exocytosis; signal transduction
Molecular function (GO): interleukin-1 receptor activity
Source: RefSeq, a predicted model, not a curated record
AGAGAGAGAGGGAGAGAGAGAGAGAGCAUGCGAUGUGCCUCUCUCUGCACAUCACUUUGACUGUUUGGGUCUCAUGUAGUCCUGCUCAGUGCGGUGCUCACCUGCCGGGGCUGUGAGCGACUGAGCGACUCAUUUUUAAAGGAUAACCUGACUACUUGCCUCCCGAUUUUGUUUGCCCUUCGUUGACUGUCCUCUCAUCGCCGUCAACAUUUUUUCUUCAUUUUCGUCUUUCACCGCUGUUUGAAAGUGACCGGCUGCCAGCGGUUUCUGUGCCAGUCGACGCUGGCAAUAUGUAAUUUUGGGAUAGAGGCUGCGUUUAUUUUUUUGGGAGAAGAGGACUAAUUCACACCCGGGAUUCCUUUUAAAUUUGUGAACGUCAUUGUAGUCCAAAAGAGAUUGUGAUAAACCGUGAUGGUGUGGGGCAACCAGAACUGACCGCGGAGUGAACGCUACCAUUGGCAAACUGCGUGUGGGACUGGUAAAAAAUGAAAGCUCCCAUUCCUCUCCUGAUCCUGCUUCAUGCCGUCGUGGUCCAUUGCCUGAAAGUGGUGUCGAAGAGAGGCUCAGUGGAAGGCUGCACAGAUUGGUCGGUGGACUACCUGAAAUACAAGGUGCUUCUGGGGGAACCCGUGCGGAUUAAGUGUGCUUUGUUCUAUGGAUAUAUCCGGGCCAACUACACCCACGCGCAGAGCGCAGGACUCAGCCUGAUGUGGUACAAAAGUGCCGGACAUGGGGACUUUGAGGAGCCCAUCAGCUUUGAUGGCGCGAGGAUGAGCAAGGAGGAGGAUGCCAUAUGGUUCCGACCAGCAGAGUUGGACGAUGUGGGCUACUAUUCCUGCGUAUUAAGGAACUCGACGUACUGCAUGAAGGUGUCCAUGUCUCUCACAGUGGCGGAGAACGACACCGACCUCUGCUACAACUCCAAGAUGAGGUUCUUUGAGAAGGCGGAGCUCAGCAAAAGCAAAGACAUUACCUGCCCGGGCAUCGAGGAUUAUAUUCAGCCCGGAGUGGAGCCGGAGAUUGUGUGGUACAAGGAAUGCAAGCCAAAGCAGUGGAGACAAACCAUAGAAAGGAGGAGGGACACCCUGUCCAUCAAGGAAGUACGGGAAGACGACAUUGGGAAUUACACCUGCGAAUUGCAGGUUGGGAACUUUGUGGUGCGGAGGACUACCGAGCUAUCAGUCACAGCACCUCUCACAGACAAGCCGCCAAAGAUCCUGUCGCCCUCGGAGAGCCAAAUGAGCGUCAUGGAGAUGGCCAUAGGAAGUCCCGUCAACCUGACAUGCCGUGCGUUCUUUGGAUACAGCGGAGACGUCAGUCCACUCAUCUACUGGAUGAAGGGGGAGAAGUUCAUUGAGGAUCUGGAUGAGGAGCGGGUUCAGGAGACGGACAUCAAGACAAUCCGGGAGCACCUGGGGGAGCAGGAGGUUUCCAUCUCUCUGACCAUCGACUCUCUGGAGGAGAGCGACUUUGGCAACUACUCCUGCUACGUGGAGAACGGCAACGGACGGAGGCAAGCCAACAUCCAGCUCGCCAAGAAAGCGGAGCUGAUGUACACGGUGGAGCUGGCCGGAGGUCUGGGGGCCAUCCUGAUGCUGCUCGUCUGUCUGGUGACGCUCUACAAGUGCUACCGGAUCGAGCUCAUGCUCUUCUACAGAAACCACUUUGGCAGCGAGGAUCUAGAUGGAGAUAACAAGGACUACGACGCGUACUUGUCCUACACCAAAGUGGACCCGGACCAGUGGAGCCAGGAGACCCGAGAGGAGGAGCGCUUUGCCCUGGAGAUCCUCCCCGACGUGCUGGAGAAGCAUUAUGGGUAUAAACUCUUCAUUCCAGACAGGGACUUGAUCCCCACAGGAAGUUUCACCAAUGAUCAUUUCCAGGAUGACACCAGACUACUUAGAGCCUACAUCGAGGACGUCGCUCGCUGUGUGGACCAGAGCAAGCGUCUCAUCAUCGUCAUGACGCCGAGCUACGUCGUGCGGAGGGGGUGGAGCAUUUUUGAGCUGGAGACGCGGCUGCGCAACAUGUUGGUGACCGGCGAGAUCAAGGUCAUUCUGAUCGAGUGCGCCGAGCUGCGCGGCAUCAUGAACUAUCAGGAGGUGGAGGCCCUCAAACACACCAUCAAGAUGCUGACGGUCAUCAAGUGGCGCGGGCCGUCCAGCAACAAGCUCAACUCCAAGUUCUGGAAGCAGCUGCUCUACGAGAUGCCCUUCAAGCACAUGGAGCCCCUGAGCAUCUCCCACGAGCAGGUGCUGGAUGUCAGCGAGCAGGGCCCCUUCGGCGAGCUCCAGACCGUCUCGGCCAUCUCCAUGGCAGCAGCCACCUCCACCGCCAUGGCGACGGCACACCCGGACUUGCGCUCGACCUUCCACAACUCUUGCCACACGCAGAUGAGGCAGAAACACUAUUACCGUAGCUAUGACUACGACCUGCCGCCCGGCGGCACGCUCCCGCCGCUCUCCUCGCUAGGCAACCAGCACACCUACUGCAACAUCCCCAUGACACUCAUCAACGGACAGCGGCCGCAGUCCAAGUCGCCGCGGCAGCAGAGCGUGGAGGAGGCCCACGGCAACAACGCCAUGCUGCCGCUGCUGCCCAGGGAGACCAGUAUAUCCAGCGUCAUCUGGUGACAGGGGCGGUGCCGGGCGGGGUUAGACUGUGGAUCCGUACGAUGUCCAACCCAAGAAAGACUCACCACUGGCACUUGGUCCCUGAACGCACCGGAGCCAGAUGAACCUGAAUGGCACUAGAGCUACUUGCUGCUGUUGAAUUUGCACCAGGAAACAACAGGGGGGGGGAGGACAGGGUGUCAGACACACUGGAUAAGUUGGUGGCAGAUAUUUUCUUUUCUGGUUUUGGUCUAAUAAGAGCUUUUAUUGAAACUGAACAACAAAAAAAGAAGCAAGGAGAACUCUUUUGUAUGCCUGUAUAAACACUCACGUAACACAAGCCAACACCUACGAUCAUUUACCCAGAGAGUCAAGGAAUACAGGGUCCUGUACAUACGUUUUUCUAAUUCUUUGUAGCAUCAGUGUUUGGGACUUGUUUCUUCUCCAUGUUUUAUUUUUCACUUGGUACCUUUGAUUUUCGUUUUUGGUUUUGGUUUGUACAAAAGUGAAGCGAUGGCCUGUGAAAUGUGUUGGUUUGAACCAGUGUUACCUUUAUCUUAAUUUGUGGGCUGGUGUAGUUUAUGAAGCUUUUCGGUUUGUUUUGGGUGGGGGGGGGGGGGGGGGUAUGAGGGGAGGGCGGGUGUGAAAUGAGAGCGACCUGGUUUGGAUUCCUCUGAGUUUCAGCUCCGCCGGCUGCUGCAAGGGUUGUAAAUCUGAUGUGGACUCAAUCAGAAUAUGCAAAAUAUGGAGUCCAGGGAGGCGGCAAAGAUGGGUUUCCCGAUUGUAAUCGAAUGAUUUUGGAAAAGUCAUAUCUGUGAAAGGGGGAUAUGAAGAAUAUGGUGCUAGGCUUCACCUCUCUCUGUUUCUCUCACGAUGACAUUGACUUUAAAAAAAAAAAGAAAAAGAAAAUACAACCUUGCUAUUUACCUUAACAGAUGAUUAUAUCACAGAAAGUGAAUUAUGUGUAUUAUUUUGUGAAAAAAAAGAAAAGUCUAUUUUUGUAACUGAGGGAUAUUUGCUUAGAGAAGUUAUGAAGAUUCAGACGGAAGGAGUUGAAGAACACAUAUGAAGAAGAAGCGCUCGCGGAGAUCGACCGGUCGCUCACUCAAAUGUCUUACCCCUAUAUCGCAAGAGGGCGAGAGAGAAACAAAGAUUUUUGUUUUUUGUUUUCAUCAUUACAGAGGAGUUUGGACAUUUUCCGACAUUAGGUGGCAGCUCAGCAGGCUUCUUGUGUCCAUUGAUCUCACAGCCAUCGCAGCGAUUCCCAGUCGAUGUAACACGGAUGGAGCAACACCAUCGAUGAUGUCAGUUGGAGGAGGGGGAAGCCAUGGCAACCGGCGUCACCCGGAAAACAUGGACUGCACCUGGUUUCCUCUGUGGGACCAAACACGGCUGUCCAGGGCUAAACUGUUACCUCCGUUAUUCAUUUCCUCUCAUACGACAGCUCUGUUGUCUGUGUGCCAUCCCCCCUUUUGUCAACGGAAAUGAUUUGUCUGUCGAGUUUGGCUCUCAGAUUUUAAAAAGAAAAUAGGGCUUUCACAACUUGGCUCUGAUCACUUUUGCGUCGGCCCUGGCGGUGACGGGGCGUAGGAAUAUAUAUAUAUAAGCCGUAACAACGAAGAGUUUCAUCCCAAUACAAGUCUGAACAACAUCUGAAAUACUUACAACAGAUGCCGACUUGAUGAUAAGAGUUGUACAAUGUUAUUAACACGUAAGUUAUCAAUAUGAAAAAUAGUAUUAUGGACAGUGUAAUCAAUCAUGCCUCUGACCUACUGACCACUAAUCAUCGUGGGGUGGAUUCUCUUCAAAAACCCAAUAGCCAAUAUAACCCCUUCCAAAAAAAAGUUGCAAUUAAUGCUUAAGAGAGGCGAGAAUGUAUUUUAGAGUGGAGAUUAAACCCUGGAUCAUGUGUAACGACACAAUGCAAAUGCUAGUUAAAAGCGAGUCGGACCAAAGCCACCGCCACUCGUAACUGCUCUGAGCGAAGUGGGUGAUUUGAACAAGUCGUGUACGAAACCGAGAGCUAUUCUCACGGAUGCACUCGGAGCUGCGGCGGCGGCGGCGGCGGCGGCCGCGUGGACGCUCUCCUCCCGCUGCCAAUGGCGCAUCGUCCGUUUUCCCCGGAACUAACGUCGUACUAAAACACCUAACACAUCUCGUGGCGUGGAUGUUUCCUUCAGUGCCAUAAAUUAUGCAAAGGGAUGAACGCGCAAGAAGUGAUGAAGAAAUUGUUCUGUUGGUUUUAUCCCCCCCCCCACCCCCCUCGACUUCUUGCAUCUUUUUUUUUGCUUUUACUCUAACAGAAUAUUUCAGAACAGGCCUGGGUUCUGCGGACAGUGCUCUUCGCUUAUGAUCUCUCAAGCGGGCGAUAGAUUAUAGCCGGGCCUGUUUAAGCCCACCUCAAUCAGACCGUCUCCCCCCCCCCCCCCCCCCCCCGCGUCCCCACCAUGAAAAGAGGAUUACGUUGAAGAGCAUCAGCUCUGGACAGAGGAGCGCGUUGUGCUCUUUGACGCGGCAUUGUGUAAAUAGAGUCAAGACAGUAACGCGAUUAAGAUGAAGACAAUCGAGCCAUAUUCAUGAAACCGGUGGUCGGUAUAUUCACAGGGCGUCCUCAAAGUAAGAUACUAAUCGUGAAUCCACGUCGACGGACGCGGGGGGGGGGGAAUCGAUGACACCUCGACAGGCGCUCGGCGCCGGCACUUCUGCCUUGGGAAGCUGCGUGAAUGCGAAACGUUCGCAUUCCCUCAGUGGCGCUGGCGCACAUUUUAGUUUCAUGAUGACUUGAACGUUGGCGGUAAAGGUGACGAUGGCGACGAUGCCGAAGAAGAAGAAUAACAAUGACAAUAUAUAGCACAGAACUAUUCCAGGCACUUUCACGACUCUCGAGACGACGUCUCUCCUGUUUCUGAUUUAUUUUCUAAUAUGUAUCUGCAAUGUUCAUUAAAAGAGAUACUGUUAUUAUUAUUAAUAAAACCACAUUUAUGGUAAUGUAA